This is a messenger RNA of Aspergillus caelatus, 5956 nucleotides long. RefSeq names its product putative NF-X1 finger and helicase domain protein. Gene Ontology annotation, molecular function: helicase activity; metal ion binding. NCBI's taxonomy places the organism in Eukaryota, Fungi, Ascomycota, Eurotiomycetes, Eurotiales, Aspergillaceae. The coding region runs from base 362 to 5956 and encodes 1864 amino acids. Gene Ontology annotation, biological process: regulatory ncRNA-mediated heterochromatin formation. The transcript has 7 exons. The record is from RefSeq and is a predicted model, not a curated record. Gene Ontology annotation, cellular component: nuclear RNA-directed RNA polymerase complex.
AGAAAAGGCUGACGGCGUGACGCCACAAUGGCAUAUUCACACAUCUCAAGUACAUCAGUGAAUAUAUACUGGGUCUACCAUGGCUUUCAAUCAUUUUCGAUCAGAAUAAAGAGAUAUUCGUGGGUGGUUGAUGUGUCUCCUCCAUAUACAUUCUGCGACCGUGGUCGACAAGCCAGACAUAGCAUAUAGCUCUCAUUUUCCAACAUACUCUGGGGUCCCCUCACCGUCUACACUUGCGUCCAAGGAAAAGCGUUCAUCUCAUGCGGACUAGGAUACGUCCGACCGUCCCUCAAAGUAUACUAGACUCCGCUGUGAGAUCAGCAGAAUGGGAUCCGCAAAGUAACCAUACCCAUACGAAAAUAUGUCAGACACGACGCUAAUAGACUGCGCCAGGAUAUGCUUUGACUUCGCCCGAACUGGGUCCUGCAAGUUCAAGAAUUGUCGAUAUUCCCACGAGGCCGGCCCGUCAAAGCCUGCAGCCAAAGGAAACAACUCGAGAUCGAGCGCGCGAAGGCAGCAACCAAGUCAUAGAACCAACGACAUCAACGGCCUUGCCGCCUGGAAACGAAAAGCCCCUAAGAGCCGACUAGCUAUCCCGCCUCUGGGUGCAGAACUGGGCCAGUUCUUCGCAACGGCCAGAAGGCUGAUCGAAGUGGACGACGACAGUACGGCUCAAGAAGUGAUCCAAUGCCUCUCCCACGAGGGGGGUCUGCAACGAAUCCAGGAACUCAUUCAGCGUGACUAUUGUCUGAUGCCAAAUGUCACCAAACGAGAUGUAUUUCAAAAGCAGUUCCUCCCCUUUCUCGAGAGUAUCACUCACCACAAAGUUCUCGCGUCAUUAGUGAUGGAGGAGUUUGUGGUGAAAAUCUACAACUGCAUCUACGGACCAGCCGGGCAUCGUGCAGAGCCAUUUCUGAAUUUUCUGGCCGAUGUUGUACAGCUGGACGUUGAACUUCACUCAGAUGCAACCUCGACUUACCUAGAACUAGCGCUUCUGGUGUUCUGUAAGAUUAUCGAGCUGAACUCGACUGCGUUCAUCCAGGAGUCGUUGAAGCCAGUAGCGAGGCGCCUUUACGACCUCUUCAUGAUCCUUCACGCCUUGGAGGCUGCUGGGUCACUAGACCGACCGCGGCAUCACCUGGAAGUAUUACAACGCCAGCUGGAGAUUGGAUCCGCCCUACCCCCUUUGCUGGGCAACUCAAUACCUCGACAAGCCCAUAAAUCUCCUGUAGCCUUUGUCACUCUGAAAGACCCGCCUGGUGGUCGCCACGACAACGAUCAUGCGGACAUUUGCAGAAUCAAAAUCAUGCCUACUUUUCAGGAAAUAAUGAGUCCGCGUUCAGAAUAUCUCCCCGGAAAAGACCCGCAACAGUGGCAUAUCGGCGGUCUCGGCGGGCUCUUGGACCGAAAUUUUCGGCUCCUGAGGGAAGACACCAUCGGUCAGCUUCGAGACGUUAUUCAUGCUGAACUGAGGCCCAGCCGUUUAAGAGAUGUGCAGAAGAGUCAAGUUAGGACCAAUGUCUAUCAGGACGUCCAGGUACGGGGGCUGGAUUUCGAUCGUUUGACGGGAUUUCAGUUUGUUGUCCAGUUUGCACAGCCGUUGAAUGUCAGGUCCAUGUCGGAGGCUCACCGUAGAGAAUGGUGGGAGCUAUCAAAAAGACUACAAUCCAGUGCCCUCGUUUGCCUCACGGAUCUCCGAGGAUUCGCCAUCUUUUGCACCGUCGCCGGGCCAGAGCGUCCCAGAAUGGAUGUGAGGCAAAAACCGCGGCAGAGGAAGGUCUCCUCGCUGUUUAAGGAGGCGAGAGGUGCAUCUGUGACCAUGGAGUUGGUGGAACCGACUGAGGAGAAUCGGCAGUAUAUCCUAGAUUGUUACCGACCGCGCAACGGCGGACGCGCACUCUCGUUGAUCGAGUUUCCUGGGAUUCUAUUGCCAUCGUUCCAACCAACCUUAAAGGCACUUCAGUCAAUGAAGAAAGCUGCAGACCUUCCGAUGUCCGAAUUCCUCGCCCCAGACGAGAUGCUUACCGGCCUAGUAGACAUGCCACCUCCCAAGUAUGCGGCGGUGCCAGGGUUUAGUUUCAACCUAUGUUGUCUCAUGGACGACCGGUCGGACCUCCUAGUGAGCCCGUCGCAACCCCUUGACAUGGAGAAGCUCCAAAAGAAGUCUACCCUUGAUGAUGCACAAGCACAGGCUCUUGUCCAUACCCUUCAGCGAAAGAUAGGACUGAUCCAAGGCCCACCAGGAACGGGCAAAAGCUAUACUGGUGUCGCUCUGAUCAAUGUCCUGCUCGCUAACAAGGCGAAAGUAAAGCCACAACUUGGCCCUAUCAUAUGUGUCUGCUACACGAAUCACGCUCUCGAUCAGCUUCUAGAAGACCUACUGGACAAUGAAAUCACGACCCAAAUCAUCCGUAUCGGCUCGCAGUCCAAGUCAGAAAAACUACAGCCACUCAAUCUCAGAACCGUAGUUCGACAGAUUGACAAAACAAGGCUGGAAAAGGAAGAACAGUGGAAACUGCAAGUGAACUUCGAUGAUUACGAAAACAGUUUCGAUGCACUUAAACUGGAUGCAAUAGGCACCGAUCGAAGCUUGGAGUUCCAUCUGAAGCGAAACCAUCCUCGCCAAUUUAGUCAACUGUUCGGCAAGGACGAGCAUGAUUUUCAGAAGGCUUCUGGUCGACGCCGUCAACAUCUUCUACAGACGUGGCUUAGAUCUGGUCCAGCAACUAAGGGCCAGCCGCGUGCGGUGGACGUCCUUCAUCAGGUCCAUUUGGACAACAUGACCUCUAAGGAACGCAGAAUAUUACACAACCAUUGGAUCAGAGAGAGUAGACAAGAUCUUCAUACUCAAGCUCACUCAAUCUUGGCGUCGCACCAGGAAAACAAAGCGUCCUAUGAUAGGAUCCGAGACGAACUAGAUCUGCGAUGCCUGCGUAAUGCCGAUGUAAUAGGAGUAACGACGACUGGCUUAGCCCGCAAUCUGAACAUGCUGCGCAGACUGCAAUCAAAAGUGAUCAUUUGCGAGGAGGCGGGCGAGGUCCUAGAAGCUCAUCUCCUCUCUUCACUUUUACCAUCGGCCGAGCAGGUCAUCCUGAUCGGAGAUCAUCAGCAGCUUCGGCCUCAGAUCCAGAACUACGGGCUUUCUCGAGAGAGCAGAACAGGACAACAAUACUCCUUGGAUCGCUCCCUGUUCGAACGCCUUGUUGAACCGGAUGAUGACGUUGGCAUAAGGCUCCCAUUUUCUACACUGGAAACACAACGACGAAUGCAUCCCUCAAUCGCACAACUGGAUGCACCUUCAGUUAGUCAGCUUUUCUGGCUUGACCAUCGCCGGCCUGAAGGCAACCCUUCGAUCCAGGAUGCCAUGGCAACAUCUCACUGGAAUGAUCACGAAAUUGAAAUGACAUCGACCUUGGUAAACCAUCUGCUCCGCCAAGGAACAUACCAAGCAGGUGACAUAGCUGUUCUGACUCCAUAUCUUGGCCAACUUCACCGAAUGAGGCGUAAACUAAGCCAAGCAUUCACAAUCACCCUUGGAGAAAGAGACCAGGACGACCUUGACAAGGCAGGCUUCACAGAAGAUGAAAGACCGACGCCGCCGAGCGCAGUGUCUAGAUCUACCCUCCUACAGGCACUGAGAGUCGCGACUAUUGACAACUUCCAGGGUGAGGAGGCAAAGGUGGUGGUGAUCUCUCUGGUGAGAAGCAACGGUCAAAAUCGAUGUGGCUUCCUCCGCACACCAAACCGCAUCAAUGUUUUGCUUUCGCGCGCACAGCAUGGAAUGGGUGUAAACAUGUGGCAUAAGGUUCUUAGCAUCUUGGAAGAACAUGAUAACUUUGGCACAGGCUUAGAGCUCAAAUGCCCCCGCCACCCUUCUACUCCUAUCACUGUAUCACAGCCGGACGACUUCGUGCAAUUUUCGCCUGAAGGAGGUUGCAGUCUGCGAUGCGGCAAGCGUUUACAGUGUGAGAUACUCCACCAGACGAAAGGAUGUUCCCACCCUUGUCCCAAAGUUUGUGGCGACGCGUGUCCGAAGAGAUGCGGCAUCAUGGUAUUUGAUGCAGACCGGGUCCUCCCUUGUGCACAAGAUCUCAGUCUCGUUAAAUGUCCAAUAUUUGUCAAAAAGCACGUCCCUUACUGCAACCAUGAAAUAACAAUCGCCUGUCACAUCGAUGUGAGCAAGCCCGAGUACAAAUGCACGCGCCAAUGUCAUGCUGCUUUACCCUGCGGCCAUAACUGUAAGCGUCAAUGCAGUCAAUGUAUGAUUCAGACAAACGAGAAAAUCAAGGCAGAUCAUGGGCCAUGCAAGCAAAGGUGUGACCGUCUCUAUUCCACAUGUGCCCAUACCUGCGCAGGAGAAUGCCACGGGGGGGAUCCGUGUCCGCCAUGCACAGCGCCCUGUGAUGUCCAGUGUGGUCACUCCAGAUGUUCUCAAAAAUGUUCCGAGCCAUGUGCCCCUUGUGCAGUAUCAAAAUGCCUGUCUGCGUGUCCACAUAGCGCGUAUUCCAUGCCUUGCGCCGCUCCGUGUGAUUACAUUCCAUGCUCUCGACGAUGCGAGAAAGUUCUACCAUGCGGCCACCAAUGCCCAUCUUUAUGUGGUGAACCUUGUCCAGCGGAAAAAUUCUGUCAAACAUGUGCGACCGACGCCAUUAAGGAUAUAUCUGUGGACUUCAUCUUGGGUCAGACGUACAAAGAGAUUGACCUAGACGAAAAUCCUUGCAUAUUUCCCCCAUGUGGACAUUUUCUAACUGUGGAAAACAUGGACGCUCAAAUGGACCUUGGGAAACACUAUGUGGUUGAUGAAAUGGGAAAGCCGAUCUCCAUCUCCAAAUCAUCCGAGCCGUUCUCCAUCUCGGACGUUCGGAACUGUGCCACCUGUCGAGGUUCGUUAAGAAGUAUAUCCCGAUAUGGGAGGCUGGUGAGGCGUGCCUUGCUGGACGAAGCGACGAAGAAAUUCAUUCUGUACGUAAAUCAGCAGUACGUACAGAUGACUCAGAAACUUGCCCAAUUUAUAGCUCAGCUGCCAGAGCACGAAGGGACGGCGGUAGCAAAAGCAUUCCAAAAUGAACUUGCUCUCAAGGUUCAAGGGCCACCUGACCACCAAAUCCAAUUGAUGCACCAGCAGCUCAGGAAGUAUGAUACGACAAGGUGGAAAGAUUUAAUCCUCCUGCGGCAUCAAAUUACAGAAUACUACAACAAAGUCAAGGUGGAGGAGCAGCCAUUCAACCAAGUACGCAACAUGGUGGAAGAUGCCCGUCGUCGCAAACGAAAAACCGGGCAAUUUGAAUUCGACGAGAGUGUGCUUCAGACGAAAGGAUGCGUUCAAGCAGCUUCUCUGUUGCUUCGCCUCGACACGGCAUUGAUUGGGGACUUCCUCUCUUUGUAUAAACAAACCCCUAGCAAGUCCAACAAAUGUGUUCUACAGCUUGACCUCCAGGCAAACCGAAAGGAAGGUGAAAGGCUGACAGCCAUGGCUGUCAACUCACAGCGCGUAUUGCACCAGGUCGAGGGCUAUCUUUUCCGCGCUCAGCUGUGUGCCCUAGAGCGCCAGAGCAGCGGUCAGCCAACUCGGGCAGAAGACCUUCUAGAAGAGGGUAAUGAGUGCAUUGAACGAGCCCAAAAGCUGUGUACGGCGCACCCUGGGCAGGUGCGUGGACUUGCUGACGAAAUUGAGGGCACUUCGAAGAUGCUCCGCGGCGGUACGUUUUACACACCCGUGACCAGUGAAGAAAGAAUGGCUGUUGUCGCUGCUAUGGCGCGGGAAUUUAGAGGAACCGGACAUUGGUAUCGUUGCGAGAAUAACCAUCCUUUCACUAUCGGAGACUGCGGUGGUGCUAUGGAAAUCUCCACCUGUCCCGAAUGUGGUGCACGUGUAGGUGGUCAACACCAUCGGACCCUAGCUGGAGUGACCCGUGCCGAUGAAUUGGAAGUGAACUUGGCCCGGUUAAUGAUUUGA